CAUGUUGCCGCAAACAAAGGUUCUCCAAGAAAUCUCAGAUGUGAAGAUAAUGCUCCCAAGCCACACACAAGUCCUAAGCACAGAAAAUGGGGUGAUGAGAUAAGAGGAAAAAGGAAGGGAUGUUAAUCUUGCUAAGACUAUUCUUGGGAAAUGGAUGCUGCACAAUUUGCCAAACGUGCAAUUUGCCAGGAAGAUCUCUUCAACUUUAACCCAAUAAUAACAACAGGAAUGCAGGCAGCUUGUAUGCUUGUAAUCUCCCACAUUUUUCAUCUUAUCUUGACACCUUCAGGACAACCAGGACCUGUUGCAAAUAUUAUUGCUGGACUAGUGCUAGGUCCUUCAUUGUUGUGCAAAAUCAAAAAACUUCAGGAAUUCUUUAUCCAGUCUUCUUCUAUAGAAUACUAUCGAGUUCUGACAUUCAAUUUUCGAGUCUUUUUUAUGUUCUUGAUUGGUUUGGACACAGAUGUUCCUUAUAUGAGGCGAAAUCUGCGUUUGGCAAGCACUCUUGCAUUUGGAGGUAUAAUUGUAUGCACCCUUUUUGGAGCUGCUUCUGCAAUCGUUAUCCUCCAUUUAUUGAAGUUCAGUUACAGCAAAUGGACAUUGGUUAUUGUUAUUCCAUUGAUUCUAGCAAAUUCAGCCUCUCCUGUGGUGAUUCGAAUGGCGGCAGAAUUGAAAAUUGAUACUUUAGAAGUAGGGAGAUUAGGAAUAUCUUCUUCUCUGGUGAAUGAAAUGUCUUGUGUAUUAUUAUAUUCUGCAUACGUUUCUGUUCAAAAUGGGAAAAAGUUUGGAAAUGGGAUUCUUUGCCUUUUCUUUAUGGUGGCACUUGUUAUUUUGAACAGAUACUUAGCUAUUUGGUUCAACAAAAGGAACCAGAACCAAAAAUAUGUGUCAAACACAGAGGUGCUCAUCGUUUUCGUCCUUGUUGUAGCUACCGCAGGCAUCAUUGAAUCCUAUGGUUACCUAAGUACAUUUGCUUGUUUCCUAUUUGGCUUGCUGUUUCCUAGGGAAGGCAAAACAGCUCGGACAUUGUUGCGAAAACUCACUUAUUCUGUUCACAACUUCAUGCUUCCUAUUUACUUUGGCUUUGUAGGAUUCCAAUUUGAUGUGAAGCAUCUUAUGAGUUUUGAGAAUGCCAUUAUGAUUGUCCUUAUGAUCUCGUUGAGCACUGGAGGAAAAAUUGUGGGUACUCUCGCUGCUUGCCAUUACCUAAACAUUCCAAAGGAUGAGGGUGUUUUGCUUGCUUUCAUACUUAACUUUAAAGGCCAUACUGAACUUCUAAUUCUUGAAAUAGUUCCUAAGUUCAUUGCCUGGUGGACCAGAAAACUUCAUAGUUUGGUGGUAAUAGUAGUAGUUCUUGACACAUUGAUUGCAGGAAUAGUGGUGGUUUUUAUGUUGAGAACAAGGGAAUAUUACUUUGCUCAUAAAUUUGUCUCCAUCGAGUCACAUGAUACGGAUAGGGAGCUUCGAAUGCUAGCUUGUGUUUACUGUUCGCGCCAUACAUCUGCCACAGUUGGACUAAUCUCAGCAAUGAGUGGUUCUCAGAAUGUACCCUUCACUCCUUACUUGAUGCACCUGGUGGAGCUACCUGAGAAACACAGAAAAACUAAACUGAUGUAUCACCAGCUACAAGAUGGUGAUCAAUUCAGUGAUGAGGAGGAAUAUGGUGGAAAUGAUGUGCUAGAGAUCAAUGAUGUGGUUGAUGCCUUUACUGCAGAUACCAAAAUUUUCAUCAACCAAAGAAAAGUUGUAGCAUCCUUUGCAGCAAUGUAUGAGGAUGUUUGCAGCGGCGCAGAGGACUUUCGUGUAUCGAUAAUAUUCGUACAUUUACACAAGCAUCAACGCAUUGAUGAAAAGUUGGAGAAUGGAAAGGAGGGGAUUAGGACUAGCAACCAGAAAAUUCUUAGCCAUGCACCGUGUUCGGUAGGGAUCCUGGUAGACCGAGGACAUACUGGAUUCAAGAAACCAGGAUCAGAACUUGUACAGCAAGUAGCAAUUCUAUUUUUCGGGGGCCCUGAUGAUCGUGAGGCAUUGGCAUGUAGUAAAAGGAUUGCUAUGCAUCGUUACAUUAAGUUGACAUUGAUUCGUUUCCUAUCAUCAGUAUCAAAGGAACAACUUAACAAGUGGAGUAAUGAUGCUUCCAAUAAAGAUGAUGAAGUCCUGCUUGCAAUAUCAGAUCCUAAAGUUGACAAUGAGAUGGAUGAUGCAUCUGUUAAUGACUUCCUGAACAGGUAUGUAAAAUCUGGCAGAGCAACUUUUGCAGAGAAGUAUGUGAACAACGGGGAGCAAACAGCGACAAUUUUAAGAGAGUUGGGAGAAAUGUAUUCAUUGAUCAUUGUAGGGAAGGGUAGGAGAGGGCACACACCAAUGUUAAUUGGUUUGACAGACUGGGAAGAGUGUCCAGAACUUGGAAUUGUUGGGGAUCUGUUAGCUUCUUCGGAAUUGAGUAUCAGUGGUUCAGUUUUAGUCAUUCAACAGCAUAGGAACCAUUUGAACAAAAACAAUGUUGAUGAAUUGUAGGAAAGUUGCAUAUUCAUAGGUGCUAGUUGAUCAUUGAAAAUGUAAUUGCCAAAUUAUAAUGGUUUGGUGGAAAUGAAUUUGGUCCAGGUAAAUUUAGAAUAUUAAUUGUUGCCAUAAUAAUUCCAAAUAUAUUUUCAUUUCACCCAUUGGUUCUUGGUGAUUAAUAUGAAUGAAUGUGCAACAAG
Messenger RNA from Hevea brasiliensis (rubber tree), 2702 nucleotides. Its product is annotated as cation/H(+) antiporter 2. Bases 151 to 2517 code for a protein of 788 amino acids. The transcript is spliced from 5 exons. Lineage: Eukaryota; Viridiplantae; Streptophyta; Magnoliopsida; Malpighiales; Euphorbiaceae. Gene Ontology annotation, molecular function: antiporter activity. Gene Ontology annotation, biological process: proton transmembrane transport; regulation of pH. Gene Ontology annotation, cellular component: endomembrane system; membrane. The record is from RefSeq and is a predicted model, not a curated record.